AUUUUCGCCCAAAACUACCAAAAUUGCAUUUAUUACUCAUUUUAAUCGUCAUUUCCCCACUAAAUCAGCCACUCAUCAGCGAUAAUAUUAGUAUUUUGCGUACUAAUUAUCAUUUGCCACCAAAAUUUGGAUCAGUUGCGGUGACAGAUUGAGCCAUGGAUUCAUCCAAUGAACAACACUUUGAUUUAAGCGAAUACCGGGUCAUCUCUAUUGAGGAGAACCACAAGAUAGCGAUCAUUAACAUCUUGAAUGCCAUUGUCUCUGAACCACAUCUGGAGGACACCAAUGACACGAAGGCUGUGGUCUGGAAAUUGGCAGCUCUCGUGGAACUGUUCGACGACUCGUUCAUCACGAGUGGCAUCGGAGCCCAGAAUCGGUUCAAACUGAAGGACUUGGAUGUGUUGACUGAAUCCGAUUUGUUGGACAUCAGUACUCACGUGAGGAAUUGGUUGAUCUCUUACUAUAACGCGGAGUCUCUCAUCGAAUCGCUGAAACUGGAGGACGGCAUACAGGAAGAGAUAUCGAUGGCAGCGCUUCUCAUACUGAAUGUAUUUCAUCAGUUAAGAGAGUCCAUACCUCACGUGAAGGAGCAGUUGGACCAGAAUUGGGUCUAUUUGGCUGAGUUUGACGACCAGUUGGAGGCCAUGUGGAAGACGGACCGGGCGUUCAGUCUUUUGCAGACAGAACUGGAAUGCGAACGAAUCCAACGAUUGGCUGACAAACAAAAGUUGUCUAAAUUGGAGAAAGAAGUCAAUUCUUAUAAGAGAAAAGUGAAACAAUCGAAGGAAAUGCUCGAAAAACUCAAAAAGUUUGCCUCAAAGCCGGCGCCCAAAAGCCGUAAGAGGGGUGGGGGUGCUGUGCAGACACCCUCCAGACGUGGCCGACCCAAGAGGGGCGGAGCAACUUAUAGGACUGACUCCGACAUUGAGGCCGAUUUGCCGCCACUGCCGGGCACUCCUGUGCUGUUGUCGUCGUCGGGAACGGGCUCUUCGUGCAGGUAUUGCGGCAAAUGGUUUAACGACGCGCUUAAACUCAAUAAACACAUCAUAAUACACGCCGGGAGCAAACCGUUUGCGUGCGAUUGGCCGGGAUGUGGCCGUCCCUUCGACUCCAACUAUAAGCUUCAGCGUCACCGCCGAUGCCAUACAGGAGAGCGUCCGUUCGGUUGCGAGAUAUGCGACAAACGGUUCACCAGAUCUGACAAACUUAGAGAACACCAGAGAUUACACGAGAAGCAGAAGAAGAAGGCCGAAGACGAGGAGAAGUCGAGACUCGCGACGGAGGGGACUGACGAGCAAAUGGACGCUAAAAUUGAAGACCAGGCGCUCACCGCAUAAACUGAACACAAAUGGAUUUCUAACGCAUUUUGUUUCCGAUUAGGUCUUCAGCAGUGAAUUCUUAUGUCC
Messenger RNA from Oppiella nova, 1406 nucleotides. The record is from the annotation of a GenBank genome assembly. NCBI's taxonomy places the organism in Eukaryota, Metazoa, Arthropoda, Arachnida, Sarcoptiformes, Oppiidae.